Molecule: messenger RNA, 1485 nt
Organism: Macrosiphum euphorbiae (potato aphid)
Lineage: Eukaryota; Metazoa; Arthropoda; Insecta; Hemiptera; Aphididae
Source: the annotation of a GenBank genome assembly
AUGGAUAACAGCUCUGAACGCGUUCCCUCGAAUGACCCGCCCGCACAGAAUGACAACAAUGUUGGAAACGGCAAUGACAACGACGAUAAUGUCGACAGCAGCAACGAUGUCGGCAACGACAACGAUGUCGUCAACGGCAACGACAAUGAUGUGGUCAACGACAACGAUAUUGUCAACGACAACGAUGUCGUCAAUGACAACGAUAUUGCCAACGACAACGAUGUCGGCAAUGACCACACCGCCGGAACCACUGGCAUUGUGCCUUCUCCAAGUCAUAAACCUGCUACGCCUUCUUUAAGUUCAAAAAGCAUCACAAAAUCACUAGAGUCUACUAUUCCUAUCUGUGAUAUGAAAAUUUAUGAAAAUCGUCUGAAGUCAUUUAAAAAAUGGCCAUCAGAAUGUAUUACACCUGAUAAAUUGGCUAGGGCUGGCUUUUAUUAUAUAGGAAUACAAGAUAAAGUGAGAUGUUUAUACUGCCCAAAUGGAUUUGAAUGCUGGGGAAAGGAUGACGAUCCGUAUAUUGAACAUAAAUUGGCAUCUCCAGAGUGUCCAUUUUUCAAGGAAAAACUAGAUCACAAAUCUGAUGUUUUGACAACAUAUAUUCAAAAUUUCUUACGUUCCGUUGGUAUUGUGACAGAUACGAAUAUGAAAGUUUUCCCAAUGUAUAAAGCAUUAACCUCUUUGGAAUCUCGUAAGAAAACAUUCGAAACAUUCACAAAAAGACUAACCCAUGAUGUUAAAACUUUUUGUAAAGCUGGGCUAUUUUACAUGGGUAAAAACGAUAGGAUGUUAUGUUUCUGCUGUAACCAAGGUUUGAUGGAUUGGGAAGUUGACGAUGAUCCUUGGGUUGAACAUGCACGGUGGUCACCACUUUGCAGUUAUGUUCUUUUAAGUAAAGGCAAACGUUUUGUGGAAGAGGUUGGUGGUGAAUUAGACUAUAGUUUACGAAUCAACAUAGAGGAAUUGAAUAAGUUAUUUACCAUUCACAGACAUAUUGCAGUUGACAGCAAUACAUUGAGGAAUUUGGAAACAUUAACCGAAAGUAAUACGUUCAUGGACUUUGUGGAACCUGUGACAAUUAUACGCGUAACUCCACAAGAUCCAUCUGCGCCUGAUUCUGUGCUGUGUAAAAUUUGCUUUAAAGAAAAAUUGGAAGUACUUUUCAUGCCUUGUGGUCAUGUUAUUGCUUGUAUCCAAUGUGCAGUGACACUUGAUCUGUGUGCUUUAUGCAGACAGCCGUUUACUAUGACUAUGAGAGUUGGCCUUUAUGUUACCAAUCUAAAAGAAUUCAGUAAUUUUCCAUUCACCAUCCAUUCAAAUGAACUAAUUGAUCCAGUUCUUUGUAAGGUUUGUUGCAAAGAAGAAAUGCAAGCUUUAUUUUUACCAUGUAGACACAUAUCUACUUGUUAUAAAUGCGCACCAAAAGUAAAUCAAUGUCUGGUAUGUUUUGAGCCAGUAUAUGCAUAUAUGCAAGUGUUCUUAUAG